AUGGUGGUUGACGUUAUUGAAAUAGUUCUUAAAGAUCUUUGUGUUCGUGAUUUACUUUCGGCACUUCUAGUUAACCGAGUAUGGAGUCAAGCCGCCGUUCCAUUAUAUUGGAAAGCUCCAUUCAGUCAUACAAAGAAAAGAAGUAUGCUCGCACUAAAGAUUUAUAAAUUAUUUCUUGAACAAGAAAGGGGAUCGGCAGGAAGCUCUGCAGUUCAAAAUCAACCACUUUAUGAUUAUCCCAUUUUUCUCAAGGAACUCAAUUAUACAAACCUACUUGCGUGCGAAGAAACCUAUGAUAGGUCAAGAAUAGUUGAAAAAAUAUUUCAAAUGUUAACAAAUCGUGAGGUUCAUCUUAACGCUUUUAUUAUGGAGAAUACCGGUGCAAAUAACGAAAGAGUUUAUGGAUUGUGGACGAAGCCAUGUUAUGCAUCAUUAUUCAGUUCCCUUGUUCACGUCGAAAUACAUACACCUUUUCCAAAAAAUAAUGUCAUGAAGGCAUUGGCAAACAAUUGCACUAAACUGUCUCAUAUUGAUAUCAAUCUUCACGACACUUCUGUUGAGCGUGCAAAAGAGUCGCUCAACUAUCUUGAAGUACUCAUCACCGCCCAGAAAAGCCCUUUAAACCUUCGGUUAGUGUUUCCAAACGGAACUGGCAAUAUUCUAAUCGAAAAAUUAUGUACAGGACUUGAAUCCUUCAAACGUCUCGAACUUGUAAAAUGGAACUUUACCGGAUGUUAUUGGGGAUGGUUGAAAAAAUGUCCUAAUUUGACCGAAUUUGCAAUAACCGAUCCACCACCAGCUCAGGUUACUAGCACUUUGGGCAUUGAUUUUGAAACUUAUCGUUUAAAAAUGUCGAAAAAUUCAAAGGUUGUAACUGCACAUUGGCAUUUCGAUAAAGGUGACAAAAUUUCUUCAAAAUUUUACUUUCAUCCAGAUAAAACAUUGAUGGAACCGUAUGAUGAAAAACCUCCAGUUGUUAUCCAACCUCGAGUAAUUCGCAAAAUUGAUAGUGCUAAAAAACAUCAAUAUAUGUUGGAAAACUUAUUAAAACGUAUGGAAUCAGAAUUUUUCGAUAAUUUUUAUAAAUCUUCAGACAUUUCCGAUGAUUUUAAUUUAGAUGAUUAUGAUUACAGUUCCGACGAAUGGAAUAAUUGCUAUGAUUAA
Funneliformis geosporum is the source of this 1164-nucleotide messenger RNA. The record is from the annotation of a GenBank genome assembly. NCBI's taxonomy places the organism in Eukaryota, Fungi, Glomeromycota, Glomeromycetes, Glomerales, Glomeraceae.